ACUGGUGGCCAACGCAACAUGGCCUCGUCACUUCUCGCAACAGCAGGAGGACUUCUGUUACUUUUCUCCAUCUCAUCAGCACAAAUCCGAGGAGACAACAUCGCAGCAAAAUGCAACAUGAAUGACGGCUUUGGACUGUACUGCCCUACAACAUGUGGAGUGGCAGAUUACAUGCUGAGGUAUAUGCCAGGAGUGGACAAGGAUUUAGACCAUAUGCAAGAGCAACUUGACAUAAUUGCUAAUUUGACCAAGGAGGCCGAUGAAACCGCUGUCUACAUGAAAGAUAUGGCUGCUUCCGCUCAGAAGAGUUCCCAGCCAGACUCAUACUACAAAAAGUCAUCAAGUAUGCUGGAUGACGUUGCUCGAUUUGAAAAGACCAUCGUCACACAGGAACAGCAAAUUCUCGAUCUUCAGAACUUAAUUACAUCCAACGAGAGGAGAAUGUCGGACUUGAAACAACUCUCCAUCCAGCUGCAGCAGAAAUGCAGUGAACCCUGCAAAGACUCAGUUGAGAUCCAACCCCUCACAGGAACAGACUGCCAGGAUGUUGCAAAUAAAGGUGCCACCUCCAGUGGUCUUUAUUAUGUGAAGCCAGCGAAAGCCACUGAGCAGUUCCUGGUCUAUUGUGAGAUUGACAGCUUUGGACGCGGCUUCACAGUCAUACAGAGGAGGCGCGAUGGCAGCGUGGACUUCCACAAGGACUGGAUCCAGUACAAGGAGGGCUUUGGCUAUCUCUCACCAGAUGACACCACAGAGUUCUGGCUCGGUAACGAGAAGAUGCAUCUCCUGACGGCCACUGCAACCAUCCCGCUUGUGCUGAGGAUAGAUCUUGUCGACUGGCAGGGCAACAAAAGGUAUGCCGACUACACCAUGUUCAGAGUUGCACCAGAGGUCGACAAGUACCGUCUAACAUACGGCUACUAUUUUGGCGGUGAUGCUGGAGACGCCUUCGAUGGCUUUGACUUUGGUGAUGAUCCCAGUGACAAGUUCUACACGUCCCACAAUGGCAUGCAGUUCAGUACCUUCGACAAGGACAAUGACAAGUAUGACGGCAACUGUGCUGAGCAGGACGGCUCCGGCUGGUGGAUGAACAGAUGUCACGCUGCACAUUUGAACGGCAAAUACUACCAGGGUGGCACGUACACAGAAAAGGACGCAGGUGAAUUUGGCUAUGACAACGGUAUUAUUUGGGUGACAUGGCAUGACCGCUGGUACUCCUUGAAGGAGACCACCAUGAAGAUCAUUCCCCUCACCCGCAUCACAGCAGGCGGUGGACAGCAGACUGGGGUGAAACAGUUGGCUGGCCUUUGAUAUGUCUACAAAGUACACUGAUAUGCCAAUGCUCAGUUUAGGCUGCAGUUAAGCACUGAAACCGCCUUCAAUGAAAUAUCAUGCCUCCAUGGAAAAUGUCCUACUUAACCCUUGUCUUUUCCGUCGACCGUGAACUUGUUGUCCUUCUGGGUCAAAAUUAAUAUUAACCUUUUUUGGCACUUUUUCCAACAUUUUGUUGCUUUCUUUAAAUUCAUGGUCAAUUAACCUAAUUUGAAUGGCAUUAUACUUAAUUUUUGAGUUUAGAAAAAGCAGAAAUUACGAAUUAUUUUGACUAAUAGUUGCGAUCUGAGGAUGUUGAGUGGAUCACAUACUGGUGUAUGUCAAAGUUCAGUCAGGAUACUGUUUUUAAACCUUUUUUUUAUAUCAAAUGCUAAGAAAUUGAAUAAAACACCCAAAAUCCAAUGGAAGUAAUCAUUCAUUUUACCUGCGAAGAACAUUGUUUGGGUUCCAUACAACGUACAUGCAUGCAUCCAAGUUAUUUUUGG
Molecule: messenger RNA, 1817 nt
Organism: Perca flavescens (yellow perch)
Lineage: Eukaryota; Metazoa; Chordata; Actinopteri; Perciformes; Percidae
Gene: fgg
Product: fibrinogen gamma chain
Exons: 9
Coding region: 19-1311 (430 amino acids)
Biological process (GO): platelet activation; protein polymerization; blood coagulation
Cellular component (GO): fibrinogen complex
Molecular function (GO): protein-macromolecule adaptor activity; extracellular matrix structural constituent; signaling receptor binding
Source: RefSeq, a predicted model, not a curated record